This is a messenger RNA of Effrenium voratum, 882 nucleotides long. The record is from the annotation of a GenBank genome assembly. NCBI's taxonomy places the organism in Eukaryota, Dinophyceae, Suessiales, Symbiodiniaceae.
AUGGGCUGCGGCGCGUCGCAUGCGGUGGCACAUCUGCAAGCUUCGCGGCUGGAGGUGGAGCGCCUGCAACAGGAGCUCAAGGAGAGUCAGCACAGCCGCACGGCCCUGGAAGAGAAGCUGAGACUGCAGCUCUCCAACGAGCUGGACGAGCCGAGUGCCCAGGCCGGCUCCUCUCCGAGCGAUGCCUGGGAGCCUGCCCAGAAAUGUCCGCUCGAGGGCUGCGAGGGGGUCGUGGCAACCGAGCCGAAGCCCGAACGAGCGAAGGUGCAACUGCCGUGCCUCGAUGUGAACCUUCAGGCGGAAGCUGAGGAACCUGAGCCUGAACGCAAAGAGGUAGAGCUGCCCGGCAUCGUAGUGCACGAACUUGAAGAAGUCGCGGCGCCGCGGUCAGCAGUCGAAGAGGCGAAAGAGACGCAGGUCACCGAAGCUGAGAAGGUGCUGGAGCAGCACGAAGCUUUGGAAGAAAGGGAGGCGAAAGCUUCCGAAGCCGAGAAGGCGCAAGCCUCUUUAGAAUCCACGGCCAGUACUUGCAGCCCCCACUUGGCCCAGCUCCAGCCUAAGCGCUGCGGCCAGUGCCUGGGCGAGGCGGAUCAGCUGUUUCUGGACCCGGGUGACCUGAACCAGUACUGCCGGAACUGCUGGGAGGAGUACUACGGGGAGCCGCCUCCUAGAGAUCUGCAGGCCUUAGUGCCCACUGAGGCGGCAGAGCCAUGGACCGAGGAGAGUUCCUGGCGGAAGCCUGGCUGGAGACGAUCCUGCCCGGGUGGCCGCCCAUGGCAAAGAUGGAGACUGCACGCUGGGAGAGCAGCGAAGAAUCCUGGACUUCCAUUCGGGUGCGGCUGCGUCGAGAUGUUUGUGGUGGCCAUGCCAGAGAGCAGUUGA